Molecule: messenger RNA, 3113 nt
Organism: Catharus ustulatus (Swainson's thrush)
Lineage: Eukaryota; Metazoa; Chordata; Aves; Passeriformes; Turdidae
Gene: LOXL3
Product: lysyl oxidase like 3
Exons: 13
Coding region: 99-2579 (826 amino acids)
Biological process (GO): inflammatory response; peptidyl-lysine oxidation
Cellular component (GO): membrane
Molecular function (GO): copper ion binding; protein-lysine 6-oxidase activity
Source: RefSeq, a predicted model, not a curated record
CGCUCGGCUCGGCACGGCAGGAUACGAUAGGGCACUGCACGGCUCGGCACGGCACGGCUUGGUUCGGCACGGCACUGCGGAACUCGGGCCCCACUGCCAUGGGAGGCUGUGGCUCGUGGGCAUGGCCAGAGCUGCUGGUGCUGCUGGGCAGUGCGUGGCUGUGGGUGGGCAGUGCCCAGCCCACCCCCUCCAGCCCCACACACGCCCCCGGGCCCCAGCUGCGGUUCCGCCUGGCCGGGUACCCCCGCAAGCACAACGAGGGCCGCGUCGAGGUCUUCUACAACGACGAGUGGGGCACCAUCUGUGAUGAUGAUUUCACGCUGGGCAACGCUCACGUGCUGUGCCGGCACCUCGGCUUCGUGGCUGCCACCGGCUGGGCCCACAGCGCCAAGUACGGCAAAGGAGUCGGGCGGAUCUGGCUGGACAAUGUGAACUGUGCUGGAAGCGAGAAGAGCAUCGGGGACUGCAAACACCGGGGCUGGGGGAACAGCGACUGCAGCCACGAGGAAGAUGCAGGUGUUGUCUGCAAGGAUGAACGCAUUCCAGGCUUCAAGGACUCCAACGUCAUCGAGACCGAGCAGAGCCACGUGGAGGAGGUGCGGCUGCGGCCGGUGGUGUCCGGGGGGCGGCGGCAGCUGCCGGUGACAGAGGGCAUCGUGGAGGUGCGCUACAAGGACAGCUGGGCACAGAUCUGCGACCAGGGCUGGCACAGCCACAACAGCCGCGUCGUCUGCGGCAUGAUGGGCUUCCCGGCAGAGAAGAAAGUCAACAGGAACUUCUACAAGCUCUUCACAGAGCGGCAGCAGCUCAACUACCGCCUGCACUCGGUGUCCUGCACGGGGACAGAGGUGCACCUGUCCAUGUGCUCCUUCGAGUUCUACCGGGGCAACUCCUCAGCAGCCUGUGGCUCCGGCAUGCCCGCCGUGGUCAGCUGCGUGCCCGGGCCCCUCUUUGCCACUGGCAAUGCCCACAAGAAGAAGCAGCGCCAGCAGCAGCAGCAGCAGGGCCAGCCCCGGAUCCGGCUGAAGGGCGGUGCCAGGGUCGGCGAGGGCCGCGUUGAGGUGCUCAAGAGCAGCGAGUGGGGCACGAUCUGUGACGACCACUGGAACCUGCAGUCGGCCAGCGUGGUGUGCCGCGAGCUGGGCUUUGGCAGCGCCAAGGAGGCUCUCACUGGGGCACGCAUGGGGCAAGGGACGGGCCCCAUCCACCUGAACGAGGUGCAGUGCCGGGGCACCGAGAAAUCCCUGUGGAACUGCCCCUUCAGGAACAUCACACAGGAGGACUGCAAGCACUCGGAGGACGCGGCCGUUCGCUGCAACAUCCCCUACAUGGGCUACGAGAACCUGAUCCGCCUGGCUGGCGGGAGGACGGAGUUUGAGGGCCGCGUGGAGGUGAAGCGAGGCAGUAAGUGGGGCACGGUCUGCAGCGAUGGCUGGACCACCAAGGAGGCCAUGGUGGCCUGUCGUCAGCUCGGCCUGGGCUACUCCCUGCAUGCCGUGACGGUAGGUGACAGCGGGGAGGGCACCGGUGAUGCCCUGGUGAGCACAGGCACCAUGGGGCUCCAUGGGGACAGGUGGGGUCAGAGGGACACUCCACUCACAGGACAGGACCCAUGUGGGCAGCUAGGGGCCUGGGCAGCUGUGGUGGGGGGCUUGGCUGCAGCCUGGGUACAAGUGAUCCUGGGCAGUCCAGCCACCAGCGCUGCCACCCACCCUGCCUCACUCCCUCCUCAGGAGACGUGGUACUGGGAUGCCAGCAACGUGACAGAGAUGGUCAUGAGCGGGGUGAAGUGUGCUGGCCACGAGAUGUCCCUGAGCCACUGCCAGCACCAUGGUGCCAGCCUGAGCUGCAGGAACACGGGCACGCGCUUUGCUGCGGGCGUCAUCUGCUCCGAGACUGCCUCUGACCUGCUGCUGCACGCACCGCUGGUGCAGGAGACGGCGUACAUCGAGGACCGGCCGCUGCACAUGCUGUACUGCGCCGCCGAGGAAAACUGCCUGGCCAGCUCGGCCCGCCUGGCCAACUGGCCCUACGGACACCGCCGCCUGCUCCGCUUCUCCUCCCAGAUCCACAACCGCGGCCGCGCCGACUUCCGCCCCAAGGCCGGCCGCCACUCCUGGGUCUGGCACGAGUGCCACCGGCACUACCACAGCAUGGACAUCUUCACCCACUACGACAUCCUGACCCCCAAUGGCACCAAGGUGGCCGAGGGACACAAGGCCAGCUUCUGCCUGGAGGACACUGAGUGCGAGGAAGAUGUGGCCAAAAGGUACGAGUGUGCCAACUUUGGGGAGCAGGGCAUCACCGUGGGCUGCUGGGACCUGUACCGGCACGACAUCGACUGCCAGUGGAUUGACAUCACUGAUGUCAAGCCAGGCAACUACAUCCUGCAGGUCGUGAUCAACCCCAACUUUGAGGUGGCAGAGAGUGACUUCACCAACAAUGCCAUGAAAUGCAACUGCAAGUACGACGGGCACCGCAUCUGGGUGCACAGCUGCCACAUCGGAGAUGCGCUCAGCGAGGAGGCCAACAAGCGGUUUGAGCAGUACCCAGGUCAGCUCAACAACCAGAUUUCAUAGGGCCCCAGGCCUGGGGAGACAGGCAUCUCCCUCCCUCACCCCAUAUGGGUGGGAGGAAGCUGCUGGGAGACUGGCAGGGAGGCCUGAUGCCCAGUGCUGCUGCCACUGUGUCCUGCCGGGGACUGCCCAGGACUCGCCACCGGCCGCCCUUCCCCACCUCAGGGGAAGCUGGUGCUGGAGGCACCGACACCUGCACCUCCCAGCCUGGGGCUGCCACCCCAACCACUGGCCAGAAGAUGGUGGCCACAUCCCCUUGGGCUGUGGCACACGGGUACGGUCUGGGAGGUUCUGCACCCCUCACCACUCCAUUUCUCCCAUUCCAGCUGCACCCCAACUCCCACUCCCCUCUUCAGCCCUGGUUCCCUCACCCCCUCAGCUGGCCCCAGGGCCCACCACCCACACAGGGCCCCAGGAGCCGCUGGUCCCCCAGGGAUGGUGCAGGUGUCUCUGCCCACAGCGCUGCCCAGGGGUGGCUCCUACCCCAUCUCUCAGUUGUAAUUUUAUUUCCUCUAUAAAGUUGUAAGUUCUAUUUCC